Messenger RNA from Larimichthys crocea (large yellow croaker), 2532 nucleotides. It is a transcript of the gene poc1b, whose product is annotated as POC1 centriolar protein B. Bases 329 to 1897 code for a protein of 522 amino acids. Gene Ontology annotation, cellular component: ciliary basal body; centriole. The record is from RefSeq and is a predicted model, not a curated record. Gene Ontology annotation, biological process: cilium assembly. NCBI's taxonomy places the organism in Eukaryota, Metazoa, Chordata, Actinopteri, Sciaenidae. Gene Ontology annotation, molecular function: protein binding. The transcript is spliced from 12 exons.
CUGUGUUCUGUGAAUGCAGCACCACUCGUUUUGCUGCCGCGCAAGAUCAAGCCACAGGUCGCUAGUUCAUGUAGCGGCGGAAAUAACGGGUGUUAUUCGGCUGCUCGUGUAAACACGGAGCCCAGUUUUCAUUUAGAGUGUCUAAAGUCAACCGAGGAUGCUAAAAUACCGAAACAGAACACCGUAGCGGUAUUAUCUGAGCUCGACAGGUCAUGUCUGAGACGGUUUGAAGGCGCACUGUUUGACAGUCAUGGAAGUAACGUUAACGCUUCACUGCUGUGGCGGGGCGGUUCAACUUCUCUGACAACUUUCGCUCUUUGAGUCCACAAUGGCGUCUGUUUUGGAUGAUCCAGCUUUAGAGAGACACUUCAAGGGCCAUAAAGAUGCUGUCACCUGUGCAGACUUCAACCCAAACUCCAAGCAACUGGCCUCGGGGUCAGUGGACAAAAGCCUGAUGAUCUGGAAUCUGGCUCCGAAGGCGAGGGCUUAUCGCUUUGUAGGGCACCAAGAUGCCAUCACUGGAGUGCAUUUCUCCCCCUCUGGUAACCUGGUGGCCACUUCUUCCAAAGACAGAACUGUUCGACUGUGGACACCUUCCAUAAAAGGAGAGUCAACGGUGUUCAAAGCUCAUACAGCAGCUGUACGCAGUGUUGCUUUCUCCCAUGAUGGCCACAGACUGGUGACGGCAUCCGACGACAAGUCUGUCAAAGUGUGGAGUGUUCACCGGCAGUGCUUCAUCUACUCGCUCAGCCAGCACACCAACUGGGUGCGCUGUGCCAGGUUUUCUCCAGAUGGGCGACUGAUAGCUUCCUGUGGAGACGACCGCACCGUCCGGCUGUGGGACACGUCCACCAAGCACUGCAUUAACUGUUUCACUGACUAUGGAGAAUCAGCCACGUUUGUUGAUUUCAACUCAAGCGGCACAUGUAUCGCAUCUUCAGGAGCUGACAGUUCACUGAAAAUCUGGGAUCUACGGACCAACAAGCUGAUUCAGCAUUAUCAAGUCCACAGUGCAGGAAUCAACAGUUUUUCCUUCCAUCCGUCCAACAACUACCUGAUCAGUGGCUCCAGUGACUGCACUGUUAAAAUCAUGGACCUGCUGGAGGGACGUCUCAUCUACACCCUCCAUGGACACAAGGGCGCUGUAAUCACAGUAUCCUUUUCCAGGCUUGGAGAUCUUUUUGCCUCAGGGGGAGCUGAUGGUCAGGUGCUGAUGUGGAGGACAAACUUUGACACCAAGUCCUAUCAGGACGUCCUACAGCAGCACAGCCGGAGGUCUAGCCCCGAUCCCCCACCCCACGUGACGGACAUCCACCCCAGAGGACCUCACCUUCACCGCCCACAGCCUUCAGCCAUUCAGAUCAGUCCAAAAGUGGCAGAUACUCAGUCCACUGAUCCACAUGUCAUAGAGUUGGGCCAAGCUGCUCACAGCACCACACUCUUAAACGCUCAGUCACACUUGGCGCCCAUGCAGGCCGCCGACAACAGUCACCAUUCCAACGGUUUGCCUCAGCGUCACGUGGGCAGUUCAAGAGCGGAAGGAUGGAUGCGAGACAAAAGUGGCGGUAGGGAAGGUGCGACUGCCGGGAGCCAGACUGGGGGCAACAGGAGAGGAAGAGGAAGGAGAGAGGAAGAGGAGAGAGGGCAGACGCACCCACUGGAAGUUCUCUCUAGUCAUCCAUCAUGUCUGGGCUCUACCCUGCGGCACAUUGUUCAACAGUUGGAUAUUCUCACGCAGACCGUUUCAGUGCUGGAGGAGCGUCUCACCCUGACUGAGGACAAGCUGAAGGAGUGUCUCCUCAACCAAUCCCAGCUUCUCAAAGAUGUGCGAUCAUCAGGAGGGAGGCGGAGGAUGGAGAGCGAGGAGACGGAUGGAUCACCUGUCGAUUCCACUUGAGGACAUCCUCGCCCUCCAUCAGACUGCAGCACAAACACACAAACCGAGACUGCUGGACAUGAGUGUGUGUGUUUGUGCCUAUGUACAUAUGUGUGUGAUUUGAAACGUCCUUGGUGGUCUCUCUCAGGGGUCAGCGGGUUAAUCAGGAUUUAGCCUAGGGUCAUUUGUUUGUGUGUGUGUAUGUGUGUGUGUGUAUGCAUGAGCAACAUAUUUUCUCCAUGUCUUUCUUCACCUCUUAAGGAUAUCCAGCUGUACAGCCAAGCACAGUCUGGCUGGGACAUUCCAGUGUGUGUGUGUGUGUGUGUGUGUGUGUGUGUGUGUGUGUGUCUGUGUGUCUGUGUGUGUGUGUCUGUGUGUGUUGAUAUGGGUGUUGCAUCCAAUCGAGACAGCUGCAGCUAUGAAAACAGACGGUGCUUGUCUGCUGUAUGACCUCUAAGUGUGCGUGUGUGUGUUUACAUGUGUACAUUUGUGUAUUAGCACAUGUUUUAGCAGUCGGUUGUUUCUGCAAUAACAUUUUUCAUUGUCAUCUGUGCAUCGUUGUAUGUUGCCAUGUCAUUUUAAAAAUAAAUGGUGCUACAUAUUGCCUCACAUGAUAUAAAUGUAAUUUAUAUGAAUAAAUGUUAUACUAUAUUGCA